AUGUGUUUCGAUUCCACAAUGCAUUCUGACUCCAGCCCAUUCUUCCUACCAGAAGGCUCCAUUAAACCAAGAUUUUUUAUUCCUAUUUUACAGAAUCUGGAUUCCAGCCGUUGGCGUCGCUUUAUCUACUUAUAUUCUUAUGAUCUCCACUCAGGUGUUUCAAUUUUUUCUAACGAUUUUGGCAAUUCAAAAAUUCUCGCUCUAUUUCUUCCCAUCCUCGCAAAAAUACAUAAUUCUAUCCCGCAAGAAUAUGCGAUAUUUUAUACAGUUUGCCUACUAUUUAUUCAUUAUCAAGGAAAUUUUCAGUUUAAUUUUAUUUUUUAUAUUCUUCGUUUCCAUGAAUAUAACUUUCUUUGCAUCUGCUCUGUUGUACAUUCCUAUAAUGAUAAGUGUUCGAAAAAUGUCCCAUUUGAGAUCAGUUCAAGAAUCGAAACCUCAAAUUUACAUUUUCUGGCAAACAGCGACUGCAUUGAGUGUGAAAAUUGUGAGUUUGAAAAUCUAAUAUUCGGUAUCAUUUCUUUUUUUUCCCAGAUUCAAACAUCCCUCUUAUCAUAUAAUUUUUUCAAAUCUAUCAAAGCUCUAAUUCUCUUUUCUCGUAUGUUUGAUGUUUUUAGCGUUCCGGUUAUCAUUCAGAUAUCUUACCUGACUUGUAACAGACAGAAUGUUAUCACUCUACUGGCUUCAUUCAAAGGGAAGCAACUGAUUAAAGAAUUGAUAACACCUGAAGUGACUACUAGAGUGAGUCCAGAUCCACGGAGGCAUAUGAUAUAA
Molecule: messenger RNA, 771 nt
Organism: Caenorhabditis briggsae
Lineage: Eukaryota; Metazoa; Nematoda; Chromadorea; Rhabditida; Rhabditidae
Exons: 2
Coding region: 1-771 (256 amino acids)
Source: RefSeq, a predicted model, not a curated record